GAGUCGAACGAGUAAAAUAAAUAGACGGUCGAUUACGACAACUUGAAAAUGUUUAUUCGACAGAGAAAGAAUUAAUUACUAUACGAAUGUCGCGUGAGAGUCGCUUGAGGGUUUCAAAAACGUUCGGAACAAUUAUAUUUUGUAUGUCGACGAGUGACAGCCGGUCAGGUUGUUUUCGCGGUGCGGGACGUGAAAGUGGCGUUCGUCGCUAACGAGAAAAAAUGGCGUCGGAUACGUUUACGGUUACGGUAAAGAGAGUGAGCGUCGGCCGCCGCCGAGGCGCGAGGACCGACGCGAGGCGCUAAAACAUGGUGACCAACAGUCCUGCAGUAGUGCAGUAUGACCGACGACGGAAGGUGGCUAUGUGGCGCUGGUUCGCCACAAUAUCAACAGUUGUAGACAAACAAAAAUUCGGCGGUAACGGAAUACGUCAAGCCGUAACAACUCGCUCAUGACAACAUUUAUUUUGUCAUGAACUCACUGAUUGUUUGUGCUGAUGUUUGUUUGAUGAAAUUGUAUUAUCGAUUAAUAAAUAAAUUCAAUAUUAUACUUUGCGGGUCCCCGGCAGCGUAAUUACUAAGUACAUGUCACCGGGCGUCGCGAUUACCGCCGACCAAGUUUUGUACCAGUGGUUUCUAUGGCCAAGUCCAGGAACUGUCUGACGGCCGCUGGCCUGUCGGUUUUUGGAGCGCUUUUGAUCCUGUUGGCGUUCACGACGAAGAGCUGGUUGGUCACGGAUGGGAAAUUAAAGCACCCAGAAUUCGAAAGACUCGGUCUAUGGGUAGUAUGUUCUAAAGAGUUUGAGGACCCUCGUCAUUGGCACGACGCAAAAUUCCAUAAUUGUUGGUGGGUGUUUGAAGAAGAAUACUAUAUUAUCUCUGAUAUUAUAUUUGAAGAUUUUUAUAUUGCGACUCAGUUUUUCUUUACGGCUUGUGUUCUCUUUACCGUGUCAGGUUUAUUCUACACUACACUUUAUAUAUAUCUAAACAGAGCUUAUGAAUAUUAUGUUCAAAUUCUAUCAGCUGGAAUACUUAACAUAGCUGCAGCUGUAUGCAGUAAUAUUGCCCUGAUAAUAUUUGGAAUAUAUGGAGACAGCAGAGAAUGGAUGCCACAUUGGGGACAUAAUGAUAUAGGAUGGAGCUUUGGCGUAGCAGUUAUAGGAACUAUUGCCCUUUAUGUCAGUGGAGUAUUGUAUGUAAUAGAGCAGCGGGUAUACAAGGUUAAACGAGAAAAUAUGGCUACUCAAAGAGCCAAUUACAACUAUGAAGCUAUUGACUUAAUUCAAUCUUCUCACACUGCUGUAUAAAAUCUCAAUUUUAUUUUCAAAUAUCCAUUAACAGCAUUUGUACGUUUUCAUUAAUUUAUUCUUAAUAAAUAUGGAAAGUGAGCACUUCUUAAACAAA
Molecule: messenger RNA, 1403 nt
Organism: Acyrthosiphon pisum (pea aphid)
Lineage: Eukaryota; Metazoa; Arthropoda; Insecta; Hemiptera; Aphididae
Exons: 5
Coding region: 638-1306 (222 amino acids)
Biological process (GO): regulation of tube size, open tracheal system; septate junction assembly
Cellular component (GO): septate junction; membrane
Source: RefSeq, a predicted model, not a curated record